This is a messenger RNA of Saxophila tyrrhenica, 306 nucleotides long. It is a transcript of the gene TTR1, whose product is annotated as Glutaredoxin. Gene Ontology annotation, molecular function: glutathione disulfide oxidoreductase activity. Gene Ontology annotation, cellular component: nucleus; cytoplasm. The transcript has 3 exons. Lineage: Eukaryota; Fungi; Ascomycota; Dothideomycetes; Mycosphaerellales; Extremaceae. Gene Ontology annotation, biological process: cellular response to oxidative stress. The record is from RefSeq and is a predicted model, not a curated record. The coding region runs from base 1 to 306 and encodes 101 amino acids.
AUGGCCGCGAAGACGAAGGCACAGGAGAUCAUCGACAACAAUGCAGUCGCUGUCUUCUCCAAGUCCUACUGCCCAUAUUGCAAGUCCACCAAGUCGCUGCUGAGCGAGAUGGGCGUCAAGCCGUACAUCAUCGAGCUCGACCAAGUCGAUGACGGCGCCGCGAUCCAAGACGCUCUCGAGGAGAUCACCCACCAACGCUCCGUACCGAACAUCUUCAUCGACCACAAGCACAUUGGCGGCAACAGCGAGUUGCAGUCGAAGAAGGGCCAGCUGCCGCAGCUGUUGAAGGAUGCUCAUGCCAUCUGA